AUGGUUUUACAUUUUUGUAUAUUCUAUGUCGACACAUUAUGUACAUCGAUUGAAAGUAUUUUUAAUGAAAAUUUAUUAUUUUUACUUGAUCUUAAAAAUUGUUUGUUCUGGAUAUUUUUGUUACAUUUUGACUCCCAAAAGUAUUCGAAUAUGGCAGCUGCAGUUCAAACUCAAAUUCGUAAAAUUGAACAAAAACUUCAACCAUACUUAUACAAAGGUCCUCUUAGUUCAUAUUGGGAUCUUAUUGAAAAGAAAGUUCCUGUUAAACGUGAACAGAUCGCUUUGGGUUUAUUUGGUUUUCUUGCUAUUUAUUUAAUAAUUGGUUGGGCUAACGAUUUUGUUUGUAAUUUUUUGGGAUUUAUCUAUCCGGCUUAUGCUUCGAUAUUGGCUAUUGAAUCAAAAACAACACAUAAUGAUGAUACAGAAUGGUUAAUCUAUUGGGUUGUUUAUGCUUUAUUUGGUUUUAUUGAAUAUAUUGGACAUAAUUUCUUUCAUACCUUACCUUUCUAUUGGCUUGGUAAAUGUCUUUUUCUCAUAUGGUUAAUGGCACCAGGACCUAAAGGUGGUUCUCAAUUGUUGUAUAACAAACUUAUGCGUCCCCUUGUACUCAAGUCUCGUCCCACAAUUGAGCAACGUGCCCGAGAUGCAGCCAAUGAAUACGCACGUACAAUAAAACGCGAGUAA
Messenger RNA from Rotaria sordida, 684 nucleotides. Lineage: Eukaryota; Metazoa; Rotifera; Eurotatoria; Philodinida; Philodinidae. The record is from the annotation of a GenBank genome assembly.